AUCGACUGAUUGAGAUUGAACGCAAAAUGCAAAUCGAGUGAUAAACGAUCGCCGCGAAAUUGAAAUAACAGGCGUGCAGCUUUUUAGCUGGCAGAGGAGCAGCUAGCCGACUUCCCAGUUCCCCAAAAGCUCACCCCUCCCCCCACAAGUCUGAGGCGAUCUGCCGUUAGCAGUCACAAUUCGCAGUCGCAGCCGCAGUCCUAUAAAUCUCAUACAAAAUGCCGAAACCACUAGUUGGCUCCUGCUGCCUGUGCCAGUCGACAAGGAAUGGAUCUGUUAUAUCCGGCGUUUUGGCCAUUAUACUAUCCAUAGUCACGAUAAUUGUGAUAUUCACGACGCGUGUGCAUUUCAAGACAAUUAUCUUUGACUUUAUACCAAAUGAUAUUGUUAAAAUCAUACUCGUGAUAAAUCUAUGCAUGACGAUAUUAAUUUCAUUGCUCAUGAUUGUUGGUGUGCUCAAGCGUAAUCAUUAUCUGAUGGUUCCUUGGGUGGUGCUGGGCAUUAUGAUUGCCAUUGGCCUGUUGAUUUCUGUAAUCUACACUGGAGUCGUCUUCUUCAUCGAUGGCUUCGUGCUAACGGGCGUUCUCUGGCUGAUCUUCGGGCUGAUCUGUUGUGCUGUACUCACAUAUUGCUGGUGUGUCGUCUACAGCGAGUACGCAAAUCUAGCCGAGGAGAGCGAACGUGGACGUUACAACAAGCAACCCUAUCGUCGUUGAUCAAUUGCCAGUACAAGUAUAUAUAUAUAUAUAUAUAUUUAUAUUUAUAUAUAUGUAUAUGGCCGGUUUUACUCACAUCAUCGAUUCACGGCUUAGAUAGCAUACACUUAUAUGUACAUCUUAUCUGUUAGUUGAUAAUACUAAAACUGCUUAUGUUCGUAAUUAGCUCAUAUAUUUAACUAAUAAUUGUAAUUUAAUUAUUUAAAAAAGAUACGAAUACUAAAGGUUAAGUAAAUUAAUUUGAUGGGGCCCCGUCGCAAGUGCAAUCGAAUUACUUAACAAUUCAAUUUCUAUCACUGUCCAAUUAUGUUUUUUGUAAU
Drosophila grimshawi is the source of this 1036-nucleotide messenger RNA. RefSeq lists its product as uncharacterized. The transcript has 4 exons. Bases 219 to 716 code for a protein of 165 amino acids. NCBI's taxonomy places the organism in Eukaryota, Metazoa, Arthropoda, Insecta, Diptera, Drosophilidae. The record is from RefSeq and is a predicted model, not a curated record.